Molecule: messenger RNA, 2575 nt
Organism: Diorhabda carinulata
Lineage: Eukaryota; Metazoa; Arthropoda; Insecta; Coleoptera; Chrysomelidae
Exons: 2
Coding region: 131-2509 (792 amino acids)
Source: RefSeq, a predicted model, not a curated record
AAAAAGAAGAAUUGUGUUGUUAAAUGUCAAAUGUCCAUUCUAUUUUAUAUAUAAGUUGCCGUUAAAUAGUUUAAAAUUUGAAUUGUAACUGAUGCUUUAAAAUAUACAGAUCUAAAAAAUAUAUAAGAAAAUGGAAAACAAAUCCGAUUUUAUUCCCGCGGCUUGUUCGACAGUAAGUAAAAAAAAAGUACAAAGAAACACUCAUAGUAGCAUUUUUGAUGAAGAUAAUUCUAUUUUUCCAAUGAGUACCAGUCAAUUGCAAGAAAAGAAUCUAUCAGACGUAAGUUAUGAACUGGAAGCACAGAAAAAAUUGGCAAGAACAUCUCUUCAACGAGCUAAUAAAGUAUCUGCUUUACCUUCGAAAUAUCUACGUGCUAAUUAUAGUAAAUCGGAAAGUACCUCACAUGUACACAUGUAUAAUGAGAGCACAGUGAGUGAAAGUGAUUUAUUAAAUACUCCAAAAAGUGCUUCAACACCGCGGAAUUCUAUUCAAUCUUUAGAGCAGCUAUCUUACAGAUUAAAAAAUAGUGAUUUAAGUAUCGAUAAUUGGGUGGAUGAUUUUAAAAAAGUGAUAAAAAAUACGGGUGAUCAAACAAGCAACAUGUUCAAGCCAGCAGAAGAGCUUUCCAGUAUGCUCUUGGCCGAUGAAAUGUCAUGGCGUCAAAAAAAUGAGAUUCCCAUUAAAGACGAGCAAUUUUCUGUUAUACAAGCUAUUGAAAAUGAAUCUGUUGGUAACUUUUUCCAGCAACGGUGUGAUACAUUAUCUGAAUUUCCAGGUGGCGCAAGUCCUAAUACAACAAGAGAACCUGUACCUCUCAUUGAAUCUAUGUCUGCUGUAAAUAUUACAGAGGAUCAAUCUCCUUCAGAUGAAGGUAGCCCCGAAAAUCAGAAAAAAAUAAGUGUUUCUAUGAUUCAAAGGUUUUUAGCUGAAUCAAGUUGUACACCCAAAAGUGCUGUUAAUAAUAUUUAUAAACUAUGCGAAGAUAAUCAAAGAUUUGUAUCACUAGAAAACAAACCGAUCUAUUCCCUACCUGUUAGUAAAAACUCAUCUUACACAAGUGAUCACUCUGAAAAUUCCGCAAUGAAACAAAUUUGUAACAAGGAAAAUAUUGAUUCAUUGAAUACAAAAACUUCCAGUAGCAAUCUAUGCCCUUCUCAGACUUCAUCGAGAGCAUCAAGUGCCAUGUCUUCAUUACAAAAUGGUAAACUCCCAAUCGAAACAACAAAAUGUGAAUUAAUUUGGGGCUGCGUUAAACUCGGAAAAUCCGUUACACAGGAAUUCAUAAUAAGAAACAGAUCCGCUAAAAAACUGGGUAUCCAAUUGUCUUUGACCAGCCAGGAGUUUAAAAUACGCAAAGAUAAUAGGAACGAUAGUGAGCCUUUGAGUUCUAACAAAAUUUUAUUGCAUGCUCACGAAUCAAAAGCUAUUAUUAUAUCGUUUGUUCCAACAAAACGAGGUGCGGCAGUGGAUGACCUUAUAUUCACUUCACUUGACCCAAAUAUGACACAAACUAGGAAACAAUCUGUUAGACUUUUCGGUUAUGGUGGAUUCUUUAAGGUUGAUUUCUACAAUUUAACAAGAGACACCGCAGGUAAAUUUUGGAUGUCGCUCGGUAAAUUAGACGACAGAACUUUAAUAACAUCCACUUUUAAAGUUAAAAAUAAGGGGGAUCUACCAGUAUUUAUUUACAUAUCAAUACAAUCUUUAGAUACUUGCAAACUUUGCGUAAAUCCAAAUUUAUUCGUUCUCCUCCCUCAAAUGCAAAAAGAAAUUGCGAUUAGCUACAGACCAUCGAGUGAGGAUUAUAAUUUCAAAUUAGAUAACAGUCCGGUAGUAAGCGAUUUAGGAAAUUUAAUUGUCACAUUCGGAGCUGAAGUAGAUCGGGGCAGAUUAAGAAGAAUUUGUGAAAAAAGUAUCGAAAGUGGACUUAAAAUAGAUUCUAUAGCAAAUGUACUUAAAGAAAAAAUCGAAGGUGAAGUGAUGCCCAUCGAUUUGAUCAUGUUUAAAGAAUCUCCAGCUAACAUGAAAGAAAUAUUGAAAUUAUUAAAUUAUCAUCAAAUUGUAUUAACCUUAGAGAGAGAUCCGGAACAAACUAUUAUACAACAAUAUUCCGAUGAUUCGGGUUUAUAUCAAUCUUUAUACCAAGAUACUACAAUAGUUGCUGCAAAAUCGAAUGUUUCGAGUUCUUGUUAUGUAUCUCCGUUAAUGAUACUUCUAACUCUUCCUUAUAAGUAUAAAGAUACCGUGUUUCUGAAAUCCGAAAGUAACUGUAGGUUAAAUUUCAAAAUAAGUUGUCAGAAUCAUUUGGAUGUGAAACCGAAAGAAGGUACUGUGGAACCUCACGGCACCGCAAUUCUAACUAUCAAAUAUUGUUCUAAUACCGUAAGCGAAAAAAAGUGUCUAAAAGUGAUUAUUGUUAUUGAAAAAGAGAUUUUCGAAGUUGAAGUUAGAGUGGAUUCUCUUGGACAGAUUAAAAAUAAAAACAAGUCUAUUCUCAAUUGCAUUUAAGUUAUUAGUAUUAUUAUAUUUUUGUGAUAUAUUUUUAUAAUUUAAAUACAUAAAAGUGACAUUAAA